Puccinia triticina is the source of this 639-nucleotide messenger RNA. RefSeq lists its product as uncharacterized. The transcript is spliced from 2 exons. Bases 1 to 639 code for a protein of 212 amino acids. The record is from RefSeq and is a predicted model, not a curated record. NCBI's taxonomy places the organism in Eukaryota, Fungi, Basidiomycota, Pucciniomycetes, Pucciniales, Pucciniaceae.
AUGCUCCGUCAUCCAGGUGUCCUAUCCAAGAUCAUCAAGCUCGCUCACAAUGGCCGAUCACGUACCUGUCUGAGUUCCUCCCACCCCUACAGCUCAAGAUACUCAACCAGUAGCCAUACUGAUUUAAGGACAUCGAAAACGAUGAGGACUAGCACGAGGUUUUGGGACAACAAGUCGCUCUUAUGUGUUCGAGAGCGCAACGAUGACCAUUUAAACUCAAGCAAGGCGAGCGAGGAGAAAGCGCUGGAUUUCAAUCCGGCGGUGGAUGCGAUGAACGCCUUUCGUAUUGCGACGCUCAUAGUAUUUGGGGCGACCGUCCUGACGAUCGGUGGGCUGAGCAAGCGAUGGGAGCUCGACGGCUGGGAAGAUUGGAGGAUCUUCAUCGAGGCCGGGCACCUCGGCAAAGCGCUGAUUCCCACGGAUUGGUCUCAAUCUGCUUCCAAAGCCAUCCCCGAUCGUCUCCGUCCCACCCCCACUCCCCUCUCAGAACAAGAACUUACCGAAGAACACGAACUCAUCGGAAGUUGGCACUGGAAAAAAAGGGUUGAUCGCGAGUGGGAAGUCGAAAGAAAUCGAAGAGAGGCCGAAAGACUUGAGUGGGAAACGCGGAGGAAAGCGUUGGGUAAAAGGAUUUGGUAA